This is a messenger RNA of Impatiens glandulifera, 6093 nucleotides long. RefSeq names its product callose synthase 5-like. NCBI's taxonomy places the organism in Eukaryota, Viridiplantae, Streptophyta, Magnoliopsida, Ericales, Balsaminaceae. Gene Ontology annotation, biological process: (1->3)-beta-D-glucan biosynthetic process. Bases 1 to 5742 code for a protein of 1913 amino acids. The record is from RefSeq and is a predicted model, not a curated record. Gene Ontology annotation, cellular component: plasma membrane; 1,3-beta-D-glucan synthase complex. The transcript is spliced from 42 exons. Gene Ontology annotation, molecular function: 1,3-beta-D-glucan synthase activity.
AUGUCAGCUCACGAGUCUUCCGGCCAGCCGCCUAUGCUCUCCAGGCGUCCGUCUCGGAGUGCUGCCACUACCUUCUCUAUGGAGGUGUUUGACAAUGAGGUGGUUCCUGCAUCUCUCAACACCAUCGCUCCUAUCCUACGUGUAGCUACUGAACUCCAGAUCGAGCGUCCUCGAGUAGCAUAUCUAUGUCGAUUCUAUGCAUUCGAGAAAGCACACAGGUUGGAUCCUAGCUCGACAGGACGAGGCGUCAGACAAUUCAAGACGCUGCUUCUCCAGCGAUUAGAGCGGGACGAUGCGCCAAGUUUGGCAGCCCGAGUGAAGAAAACCGAUGCACGAGAAAUUGAGAGCUUCUAUCAGCAAUAUUACGAACGUUAUGUUCGAUCACUUGAUCAAGGAGAGCAAGCCGAUAGAGCUGUACUCGGAAAAGCUUACCAGACAGCUGGAGUUCUUUUUGAAGUUCUCUGCGCGGUCAACAAGAGUGAAAAAGUUGAAGAAGUUGCUCCUGAGAUUAUCGCUUCUGCAAAAGAUGUUCAGGCUAAAAAGGAGAUUUAUACUCCAUACAACAUUCUUCCCCUUGAUUCUGCUGGAGGAUCACAGUCCAUUAUGCAGCUCGAAGAGGUUAAGGCUUCUGUGGGUGCACUAUGGAAUAUUCGUGGCUUGCACUGGCCAUCCUCAUUUGAGCAGCAGAGGCAGAAAGCUGGAGAUUUGGAUCUUCUAGACUGGCUAAGGGCCAUGUUUGGGUUUCAAAGAGAUAGUGUCAGGAACCAGAGGGAGCAUUUGAUUCUGCUUCUUUCCAACGUCCAUAUACGGCUUCACCCCAGGCCUGAGCCUCUUAAUAAGCUUGAUGAUCGAGCAGUUGAUGCAGUCAUGAACAAGCUUUUUAGGAACUACAAAACAUGGUGCAAGUUUUUGGGCAAAAAACACAGCUUAAGGCUCCCUCAAAGUCAACAAGAUGCACAACAGAGAAAGAUUCUAUAUAUGGGUCUCUAUCUCCUUAUAUGGGGCGAAGCUGCUAAUAUCCGGUUCAUGCCAGAAUGCCUAUGCUAUAUUUUUCAUAAUAUGGCAUAUGAACUUCAUGGUUUACUCGCCGGAAAUGUUAGUAUUGUCACUGGUGAAAACAUCAAGCCAUCUUAUGGUGGAGAUGAUGAGUCCUUUCUGCGCAAGGUGGUAACGCCUAUUUAUCGUGUGAUCGAGCGGGAGUCAAUGAAGUGUGCAAAUGGGAAAGCUCCUCACUCAUCUUGGAGUAACUAUGAUGAUCUGAACGAGUAUUUCUGGUCAAGUGAUUGCUUCUCUUUGGGUUGGCCUAUGCGUGAUGACGGUGAUUUUUUCAAAUCCACUCGUGACUUGGUGCAGGGUAGACAAGGCACACCAAUCAAAGCUGGAACCACUGGAAAAUCAUAUUUUGUUGAGACCAGAACAUUUUGGCAUACUUUCCGUAGUUUUGAUCGUUUCUGGACCUUUUAUAUAAUGGCUUUACAGGUUAUGAUCAUUCUUGCAUGGAAAGAUGUUUCUCUUGCAAACAUUUUUCAGAAGGAUAUUCUCCAUCGCAUUUCUAGUGUGUUUAUCACUGCAGCUUUUCUUCGGUUACUUCAAGGUAUCUUGGACAUCGUUUUGAAUUUCCCUGGCUAUCAUAGGUGGAAAUUUAGUGAUGUGCUGAGAAACAUUCUCAAGAUAGUUGUUGGUUUAGCAUGGAGUAUUGUCCUACCUCUAUUCUAUUCAAGUGCUUUUGGUGACACUCCCCAAAGCAUAAGAAAUGCAUUUGCUUUCCUUGAUGGAUUGAAGGGUUUUACGUCAUUGUACAUAAUUGCUGUCGCCGUCUAUUUGGUUCCAAACUUACUGGCAGCAGCACUGUUUAUCUUCCCCAUGCUACGACGCUGGAUUGAGAACUCAAAUUGGCACAUAAUAAGGUUUCUUCUCUGGUGGUCACAGCCAAGAAUUUAUGUGGGGAGAGGAAUGCACGAGAGUCAAUUUGCCCUUCUGAAGUAUACUUUUUUCUGGGUCAUACUUCUUUGUUGCAAAUUUGCAUUUAGCUAUUUCUUCCAGAUACUACCUCUGGUCAAGCCAACAAAAGAUAUAUUGAAUAUUCAUCAUGUUCAGUUCACUUGGCAUGAGUUUUUUCCAAAUGCUAAGCACCAUUAUGGCGCGAUUAUGUCACUCUGGGCACCAGUGAUGAUGGUUUACUUCAUGGAUACUCAAAUUUGGUAUGCAAUAUUCUCAACUAUCUGUGGAGGUGUGAUUGGGGCCUUUGAUCAUCUUGGAGAGAUUCGAACGCUUGGUAUGCUCAGAUCAAGAUUUCAGUCUUUACCAGGUGCAUUCAAUGCAUAUCUGGUGCCUUCUCAGGCUAAGAAAAAAGGAUUCUCUUUCGUAAAGCAAUAUGACAAGGUCACACCCAACCGAAGGAGUGAAGCAGCCAAAUUUGCUCAAUUGUGGAAUGAAGUAAUAGUAAGUUUCCGGGAAGAAGAUCUUAUUAGUGACGGGGAGAUGGAUCUGAUGCUAGUUCCAUAUUCUUCUGAUCCUAGCCUUAGCCAAAUUCAAUGGCCACCCUUUCUUCUUGCUAGCAAGAUCCCCAUUGCACUGGAUAUGGCAGCUCAGUUCAAAUCAAAAGAUGCUGAUCUCUGGAGACGCAUCUCUGCAGAUGAAUACAUGAAAUGUGCUGUACUUGAAUGCUACGAAUCAUUCAAGGUUGUCUUGAAUGCUUUGAUCAUUGGAGACACUGAGAAAAGGAUGAUAGGCCUUAUCAUAAAAGAGGUUGAGAACAAUAUGGCAAAAAAUACACUUCUUACAAACUUCAAAAUGGGUGCCUUACCUACAUUAUGUAACAAGUUUGUGAAGCUUGUGGAAAUCUUGAAAGAUGGUGAUGGAGCCAAACGUGAUAGUGUAGUGCUUUUGUUGCUUGACAUGUUAGAAGUGGUUACUCGUGACAUGAUGGUGAAUGAGAUUCGUGAAGUUACGGAACUUGGUCAUGGCAGCAAGGAUAUAGGGAAACCCACUUUUGCCAAUAAAUCUGCCAUUGCAUUUCCUCCUGUAGUUACAGCACAGUGGGAAGAGCAGAUAAGACGCCUUUAUCUCCUAUUGACAGUAAGAGAGUCCUCCAUUGAAGUUCCAACAAACCUGGAAGCACGUCGUAGGAUAUCAUUCUUCUCAAACUCAUUGUACAUGGACAUGCCACGUGCACCACGUGUUCGGAAUAUGCUCUCGUUCAGUGUCAUGACCCCAUACUAUAGUGAGGAAACUGUCUAUUCAAAAAGUGACCUGGAGAUGGAUAAUGAAGAUGGCAUAUCAAUCUUAUUCUAUCUUCAGAAGAUUUUCCCAGAUGAGUGGAAUAAUUUUAUGGAACGUGUAAACUGUAAAUCUGAGAGCGAGGCGUUGGAGAAUGAUGAUACCACCUUGCAGCUACGUCAUUGGGUUUCUUUAAGAGGGCAGACUCUCUUCCGAACAGUCAGGGGAAUGAUGUAUUACAGGAGGGCCUUGAAACUUCAGGCUUUUCUUGACAUGGCUAAUGAUACAGAGAUACUGGAGGGCUACAAAGUUGUUGCAGAUCCUUCAGAGGCAGACAAGAAGAGCCAUAGAUCUGUAUAUGCUCAAUUAGAUGCUGUGGCUGACAUGAAGUUCACUUAUGUUGCUACGUGUCAGAUAUAUGGACACCAGAAGAGAAGUGGAGAUCGACGUGCUACUGACAUUUUGAAUUUGCUAGUAAACAAUCCAUGUCUCCGAGUAGCAUACAUUGACGAAGUUGAAGAAAGGGAGGGAGGAAAAGUGCAGAAAGUGUAUUACUCUGUAUUAGUCAAAGCUAUUGAAAAUCUUGAUCAGGAAAUCUACCGUAUAAAGCUCCCGGGAACAGCAAAACUAGGAGAGGGGAAGCCAGAAAAUCAGAACCAUGCUAUUAUUUUUACUCGAGGAGAGGCCCUUCAAACAAUUGACAUGAAUCAGGAUAACUAUUUGGAAGAAGCUUUUAAGAUGCGUAACCUACUAGAAGAGUUCAACGAGGAUCAUGGUGUUCGGGCACCUACCAUUCUUGGUGUUCGAGAGCAUAUAUUCACUGGAAGUGUUUCAUCUUUAGCAUGGUUUAUGUCCAACCAAGAAACAAGCUUUGUUACCUUGGGUCAAAGAGUUCUAGCAAGACCUCUAAAGGUCCGCUUCCACUAUGGACAUCCAGAUGUAUUUGACAGAAUUUUCCACAUUACUCGAGGAGGCAUCAGCAAAGCCUCUCGUGGAAUCAACCUUAGCGAGGAUAUCUUUGCUGGUUUCAAUUCAACACUAAGAAGUGGCAACAUCACACACCAUGAGUACAUCCAAGUUGGAAAAGGAAGAGAUGUGGGUCUCAACCAGAUCUCACUUUUUGAAGCAAAAGUAGCCUGUGGUAAUGGCGAGCAAACUCUCAGCAGGGAUAUCUAUAGAUUAGGCCACCGCUUUGACUUCUUCCGCAUGCUGUCAUUUUAUUUCACGACUGUUGGAUUUUAUGUUAGCUCAAUGAUUGUUGUCCUUACAGUGUACGUUUUCUUGUACGGAAGACUAUAUUUGUGUCUAAGUGGAUUGGAGACUGUGAUCAUGAAAUAUGCUAGGGCGAAGGGAAGUGAUCCUUUGAAAGCGGCCAUGACUUCACAGUCCCUUGUUCAACUAGGUCUGUUGAUGGCAUUGCCUAUGAUAAUGGAAAUGGGAUUGGAAAGGGGUUUCAGGACGGCAUUGUGCGAUAUUAUAAUCAUGCAGCUUCAGCUAGCUUCUGUAUUCUUUACAUUUUCUCUAGGGGCAAAGGCCCAUUAUUUUGGGCGCACAAUUCUGCAUGGUGGGGCUAAGUAUAGAGCGACAGGGCGUGGUUUUGUGGUCCGGCAUGAGAAGUUUGCAGAGAACUACAGGAUGUACUCAAGGAGCCAUUUUGUAAAAGCUCUGGAACUUAUGGUGCUGCUGAUUGUUUAUAGAGUUUAUGGUGUUAUGAAUGACGACGUAUCUUACGCGUUGCUGAGCGCCUCAAUGUGGUUUCUAGUAGGGUCUUGGCUGUUUGCCCCGUUCUUGUUUAACCCUUCUGGAUACGAGUGGCAGAAGGUAGUGGACGACUGGGAUGACUGGACAAAGUGGAUCAACAGCCGUGGAGGCAUUGGAGUACCAGCAAACAAGAGCUGGGAAUCAUGGUGGGAAGAGGAGCAGGAGCACCUGCAAUUCACUGGAUUUCUUGGAAAGUUUUGGGAGAUCAUACUCUCCCUCCGUUUCUUUCUGUACCAAUAUGGAAUUGUGUAUCAUUUGCAUGUGUCCAAUGGUAACACGAGCCUCGCAGUCUAUGGUCUAUCUUGGCUUGUCAUUGUAGCUGUUAUGAUCCUUUUGAAGAUAGUAUCAAUGGGAAGGAAAAAGUUUAGUGCAGAUUUCCAACUGAUGUUCAGACUGCUGAAGCUUUCCCUUUUCAUUGGUUCGGUGGUUGCUCUUGUAAUCCUCUUCAGUUUCCUGAGCCUUACAGUGGGAGACAUCUUUUGCAGCCUUCUGGCUUUUAUGCCUACCGCAUGGGCCAUCUUGCAGAUAUCACAGACUUGUAAGCCUGUGGUGAAAGGAUUAAAAAUGUGGGCUUCAGUUAAGGCUCUAGCAAGAGGGUUCGAAUACGUGAUGGGGGUUCUGAUAUUUGUGCCAGUGGCUGUACUGGCUUGGUUCCCCUUUGUCUCGGAAUUCCAGACACGUCUGCUCUUCAACCAGGCUUUCAGCCGUGGGCUCCAGAUUCAGCGUAUUCUCUCCGGUAGCAAAAAGAAAAAGAACGAUUAGUAACGUAGAGUUGUUGUUGUUUGGAUGGAUCAUGGAUGGAUGGAGUACUGAUUUUGAAAUAACACACACCACCAGACAUACAUACAGAGUUGUUGGAAUUGAGAGAAAAGAACCAAGAAAAUAUACUACAACAAUAGACAGAAGAGGGAGGGGAGAAUGGAGAUAGCAUUUUAUAUGACCGGUGGAAAAAAAGAGAGUCAGUCUCAAAAGCAGCAAGCAGGCAAGCAAGCUUAGCUAGUCUCUUGAGUUGCAUAAAUAGUUUCACUCUACCAAGUAACAUGUAUUUGUCGUGUGAUCUUUUCGCCCAUUAAAGAUCAUGCAAAUAAAUGUUCUUGCAUUUCAUAUUUCUUU